This is a messenger RNA of Argiope bruennichi, 629 nucleotides long. It is a transcript of the gene Archease, whose product is annotated as protein archease-like. The coding region runs from base 81 to 590 and encodes 169 amino acids. The record is from RefSeq and is a predicted model, not a curated record. NCBI's taxonomy places the organism in Eukaryota, Metazoa, Arthropoda, Arachnida, Araneae, Araneidae. The transcript is spliced from 9 exons. Gene Ontology annotation, cellular component: tRNA-splicing ligase complex. Gene Ontology annotation, biological process: tRNA splicing, via endonucleolytic cleavage and ligation.
CUAUGCAGAGAAGGAAUUAGGUAAACAAACAGCAGGAAAGGAGUGUCAUAUCGCAGAUUGCACAAUAUUGUAAAAAGAUCAUGGAAGAAGCCGGUGAUGUGGAUGAUGGUUAUGUACCAGAUUUGCCGGUUGAAGAUUUUACUCCAGAAGAAUUGGAAAUACCAGAAGUAAAAUAUGAAUAUUUGGACCAUCCAGCAGAUGUUCAGCUCCAUGCAUGGGGAGACACAAUUGAAGAAGCCUUUGAACAGAUUGCUGUUUCAAUGUUUGCAUAUAUGACUGAAAUAGAUAAAGUUGAUAUUUUGAUGUCUCAAGACAUAGAAGCUGAAGGUCAUGAUAUGCUUUCUCUUCUGUUUCAUUUUCUAGAUGAAUUCUUGUAUGUAUUUAGUGCAGAACCUUAUUUCAUUGCCAGGAAAGUAAAAAUUCUAAGCUUUGAUCGACAGAAUUUCAAGAUCAAGGCAAGAGGGUAUGGAGAAAUUUUUGACUUGGACAAACAUCCUCAGGGUACAGAGGUUAAAGCCAUAACUUAUUCAAAUAUGCAAGUUCAUGAAAAUGAAGAUAAAUGUGAACUGUUUGUGAUAAUUGAUAUCUAAACACCUGUAUUUAUUGUGAAUAAAAGAUUUUAUACAAAA